Molecule: messenger RNA, 981 nt
Organism: Peromyscus maniculatus bairdii (prairie deer mouse)
Lineage: Eukaryota; Metazoa; Chordata; Mammalia; Rodentia; Cricetidae
Gene: Rida
Product: reactive intermediate imine deaminase A
Cellular component (GO): mitochondrion; cytosol
Molecular function (GO): deaminase activity
Source: RefSeq, a predicted model, not a curated record
CUGAGGCAAAAACUUUAGAACCUGGGGUGCUCUGGUCAGAGGAGUGAGAAGAGUUGCGGUAGAGUCGUCUUCUGGAGGGUCUUCGUGAGAGGAUCAGCAUGUCGUCCGUGAUCAGAAAGGUGAUCAGCACCACAAAAGCCCCGGCGGCCAUUGGUGCCUACAGCCAAGCUGUGCUAGUGGACAGGACGGUUUACAUCUCUGGACAAGUAGGCUUGGAUCCUUCCAGUGGACAGCUUGUGCCAGGAGGGGUAGUAGAAGAAGCUAAACAGGCUCUUACAAACUUGGGUGAGAUUCUGAAAGCUGCAGGCUGUGACUUCACUAAUGUGGUAAAGACAACUGUUUUGUUGGCUGACAUAAAUGACUUUGGCAUGGUCAAUGAAAUCUACAAAAUGUAUUUCAAGAGCAGCCUUCCUGCCAGAGCUGCGUACCAGGUCGCCGCUUUGCCCAGAGGAAGCCGAAUUGAAAUUGAAGCAAUUGCUGUCCUGGGACCUUUCACCACAGCAUGACUAUAAGUGGCCAUGCUGAUGUUGACUCUGGAUUUCUUUGGAAUGUCUUUCACACCUUAAUUUUUACAAAUGAUGCUGGGAGGUAUAAACAUGACCAGAGUAGCUGAGGUAAUCGUGGAAAUGACCUUAUAUAUGUAGACUUGACGUGAAUUGGAGAUUACUGAGAACACUGGCUGAUGUUCUAAUUGUACUUAAUACUCUGUGCUGAGUGAGGGAAGGAUCAGCACAGCUACUCAGAUGAGCAGCAGGGAAGGGACCAAUGAGCUGUUGUUCAUGACAAAUAGUAAAGAGCACACUUAAUUAAUUAAAUUAUAUUAAUUUGCUCAUGUGAAAUAUUUAGUUCUCAUGUUAGAUGUAGGAAACUCAAAUCAAAAUACUUAAACUUGAAUAGUAUAGGAGAAUAGAGUGAACCAAAAUCUUACACAGAUAAUAUUUUUCUAAUGGAAAUAAAAAUAGAAGUGUAACUUUCCCUUCA